Momordica charantia (bitter melon) is the source of this 2216-nucleotide messenger RNA. Its product is annotated as beta-glucuronosyltransferase GlcAT14B. Gene Ontology annotation, molecular function: glucuronosyltransferase activity. NCBI's taxonomy places the organism in Eukaryota, Viridiplantae, Streptophyta, Magnoliopsida, Cucurbitales, Cucurbitaceae. The record is from RefSeq and is a predicted model, not a curated record. Gene Ontology annotation, cellular component: membrane.
UAAGCCGUGUUCUUUAUUCUAUAUUUUAUUUCAUUUUUUUGCCAACAUUUGAAGCAAACCAAAUCCGCUCAAAUCGGCCAUUUCUGUACGGUCAGCUCCUUCUCCCUCUCCUCCACCAUCUCUAUUUCUUGCCCUACCUUUACCUUUUGUUCCUGACCCAGCAACCCAAAUUUCCUUUGCUUUCCAGUUCUUCCCUCUUUCUUUUUGCCCGCUUCUGAUUGAUUCCCUGAAUUCCCAGUAAGGAUUCCCUUUCUUUUCCCUUUUCUGCUUCCCUUUUAUUGGGUUUCUUUUGUCUCUCAACUUCUGAACUCUAUGAAGCUUUCAUUUCGAGCGUUUCCCUCUCUCUCGCUCUGUAGUUUACUUCAAUUGAUUUAGAUCUGCCUCUGCCUAGAAGAUGCGCCGUUGUUGAUGUUAUUGCGUUCGGGAAAUCUGGCUGUUAUGUGUUUUUGAUUAAUUGGAGGUUUCGACUUAGUUGCAGUUACUUGGUUGCCGUUUUCUUCUUCUGGGUUUUUAUGAAAUGGGUUUCAAUUCUGUCUUUAUUCUGGUUGUUUCUGAGCAACAUUAGUGUUUACUUCGAAUGAUUUUCAUUCUCUCUUCUUGUUCUUACAUAAAGCUAGUGAGUGCUCUGACUGAUCUGGUGUCCGUCGUCUUAAUAGCAGAAUUGGAGGUUUCUGCAGAAUCGUAAAUCAAAUUGUGGUUAAGAUCAUUGUCGGUAAUGAUUGGGCGUAAAGGGAAUGUGGGUGGCUUUUUAAAUCCGCCAUGGAUGAGGAAGAACAUAAAUUCUCAUUCAGGAAGGAUGUUCAGUGAUAGAAAAUGGAUUGUCCCAUUCUUCGCCAGUCUGCUCAUUUCAGUUACCCUGAUUCUAACAGCUGCUUUUGGGAUGUUCACUCCUUCACAGAGUGAAGAGCAACUGCCAUUUGAUGCUAUAUCGUAUGUAAAAGAGGAGGAUUCGAGCGGGUAUUUCAUCGAGCCCGAACUGAGAAGUUCAUUGGAAGAAUCGAGUGGUGUUCUGAAGAGGGAACCUCCAAGAUUGGCCUAUCUAAUUUCAGGUACCAAGGGCGAUAGUCGCAGAAUGAUGAGGACCUUGCAGGCUGUAUACCACCCUAGAAAUCAAUAUGUUCUGCACAUGGAUCUCGAGGCUCCGCCCCGUGAAAGAUUGGAGCUCACGAAUCUGGUGAAGGCUGAUUCAACAUUCAAUGAGGUAGAGAAUGUGCGUGUAAUGGCUCAGUCCAAUUUGGUUACUUAUAAAGGCCCCACAAUGAUUGCUUGCACGCUUCAAGCGAUUGCGAUUUUGUUGAGGGAGAGUCGGGAUUGGGACUGGUUUAUAAACCUUAGUGCUUCGGAUUACCCAUUGAUGACACAAGAUGAUUUGCUUCAUGUGUUCUCCAACUUGACUAGAAAUUUCAAUUUCAUUGAGCAUUCGCAGAUCGCUGGGUGGAAAUUGAGUCACAGAGCAAAACCGAUCAUCAUUGAUCCAGGUCUUUACUUAUCAAAAAAAUCAGAACUUGCUUGGACAACUCAACGACGCUCGCUUCCAACAUCCUUCAAGUUGUUUACUGGUUCGGCAUGGGUAAUGCUGACACGAUCAUUCGUCGAGUAUUGCAUAUGGGGAUGGGAUAACCUCCCUCGAACCAUCCUCAUGUAUUACACAAAUUUUCUCUCAUCUCCAGAGGGCUAUUUUCACACAGUAAUCUGCAACAACGAAGAAUUUCGUCACACGGCAGUAAGCCAUGACCUCCAUUACAUUGCUUGGGACAAUCCUCCAAAGCAGCAUCCGCUCUCUUUGACAAUGAAGGACUUCAGCAAAAUGGUCAACAGCAAUGCCCCAUUUGCUAGGAAGUUCGCCAAGGACGAUCCAGUCUUGGACAAGAUAGACAAAGAGCUACUUGGCCGAACAAGCAGAUUUUCGCCAGGGGCAUGGUGUUCUGGAAGCUCAGAAGGCGGGGCUGACCCGUGCUCGGUGCGUGGGAACGAUUCGGUGUUCUUGCCAGGCCCUGGUGCUGGCAGGUUGCAGGAGCUCCUUCACUCACUGUUGUCCGAAGAAAUUUUGAAAAAACAGUGUACAUGACAGAUAGGUAAAGUUCACAAAUACAUUUCAACAAGUGUAUAUUAAUGCAUCCAUAGGAAUACCAGGCUGAUUAAAAAUGAAGAAAUUUUGUUUUCUCGUUCAUCCAAAUUCUCAACAUUGAAUCCCAUCCCACUUUUCAUGGUUUAAA